Molecule: messenger RNA, 1844 nt
Organism: Anastrepha obliqua
Lineage: Eukaryota; Metazoa; Arthropoda; Insecta; Diptera; Tephritidae
Product: calbindin-32-like
Exons: 9
Coding region: 561-1844 (427 amino acids)
Biological process (GO): regulation of presynaptic cytosolic calcium ion concentration; regulation of long-term synaptic potentiation
Cellular component (GO): dendrite; nucleus; terminal bouton
Molecular function (GO): calcium ion binding
Source: RefSeq, a predicted model, not a curated record
CUAAACAGUCUGCAAAGGAUUCUCAAAGCAAACGCUUCAAAAGUUAAACGCUAGUAGCGACGCGCUCAUGAAAAUCUUGUGUACAAAAAUUCUUUGAAAGUGUAAAAAGUUACAAUAGAGGAAACAUAAUUUACAAAUCAAAAGUAAAACAAAAAAAAAACAAAGUAAAUAUUUUGAGGAAUUUGCAAGCAAUUUUUUGAGCGUAUAAUUCUAUUGAAAAAAGCGCUUUGAAAAAAAAAUUUGUGUAGUAACGCUAAAAAAAUUCUCUUAACAUUUUUCAACUAAAUUUAAAUUACAAAUACUCGAGUGGUGUGAGUAAAAAGCUUCACUGAAUUCUUGAACAAGCGGAAGUGAAACCAACGCCAACUCCAAGCAGCCGAGCAGUUUAAGUGGAAACACAACAACAUUUGUCCCAUUCACGGCUUUCAAUUUCUGCGUCUGAGUCUGAGCCAAAGUGAACCUACGAAGCACAUAGCGCAACUAAGGAAGUGAACUUCUGCUAAUAGUUUUUCGCCAAUUUUUAGUGUAGUAAAGCAGUAGUUUUAUCCAUCCUCUUAGCAAUGGAAUCCCCCAGUUCAGCCACCGCUUCAGCUGCUGCUGCAGCUGCCGCAAAGCGCGUACAAAUCGAGAAGGCGCACAAUUUCAUGCGCCAAUAUCGAGAUCCCGAAUCGCGCGAACUGAAGAAAUUGUCAGCCAAUCAAUUUAUGGAUGUGUGGGCACAUUACGAUAAAGAUGGCAAUGGAUAUAUUGAAGGAACAGAGUUGGAUGGUUUCCUACGCGAAUUCGUUUCGAGUGCAAAUGCCACAGAUAUCAGCCCCGAAGCUGUCACCGACACAAUGCUUGAGGAGCUGAAAUCCUGUUUUAUGGAGGCUUACGAUGAUAAUCAGGAUGGAAAAAUCGACAUUAGAGAGCUUGCCCAACUUUUACCAAUGGAGGAGAAUUUCCUUUUACUCUUCCGUUUUGAUAACCCGCUGGAAUCGAGCGUUGAAUUCAUGAAGAUUUGGCGUGAAUACGAUACUGAUAAUUCUGGUUACAUCGAAGCUGAUGAGCUGAAAAACUUUCUACGCGAUUUGCUUAAGGAGGCCAAGAAAAUUAAUGAUGUUUCCGAGGAUAAACUAAUUGAAUACACCGAUACAAUGUUACAAGUCUUCGACGCCAACAAGGAUGGACGUCUGCAGCUCUCCGAAAUGGCCAAAUUGCUUCCGGUCAAAGAGAAUUUCCUCUGCCGUCAAGUUUUCAAGGUAAGCAGGAGAGUAAUGGCUUUGGUCGUGCGCUGGGCUGAUAUUCAAAAUUUUGCCCUUGAAACAGCAAUUGAAUUUGAUAUGUCCACAGAAGAAUUUAAAGUAUCGGCACACUUUCUUAAACAAUAUGAACUGUCUCUAAAGAGAUCAACAACAUUAUUUAAGCUGGAAGACAAUGAAGUCGUUAAGCGUGCACUUGCAUUUACGAUUUUUGUUGAAGGCAUCGAUUUUUCGAAGUACCAACUCUCCAACAUGAUGGCUAUGAAUGAAACCGCGAUAUUCCUAUGCCAAGGAGCUCAAACGACAGUUCACCACAAGGCUUCUUCAACUUACGCUUCUUCUACCGUUUACGAUAGUGCACGUAUUACCUGUAUUUUGGCGAUUCGUCUAGAUGGCAAGAAAGUAUCGCCAUUUUUAAUCACUAUAGGUAAAAAAUACCAGAUUCAACGUGUUUCAGGAAUUUAUGUCAUUGAAAGUGAAAUAGCCUGGUGCACCCAAGCAGUUAUAAGUGAGUGGGUUGAUUUUAUGCUGCCACCACUGUUGAGGGGUCAGAAUAGGGGUAUACUAGUUUGGGAUUUAGCCAGUACCUACUCAUCGCGCUAA